AUGGGAAAAAAUAAACAUGCUAUCUGGAAUUAUCUUACUAGAAAUUCUGAUGGUUCUGUUACGUGUGAUAUAUGUAAAAGAAUCUUUGAAAAAUUUACAAAAGAAAUAAGUAUCAAAGAUCAUUGUAGAAACAAUCAUUGUGAUACAUGGGACAAAAUUAAAAAUAAAAGAGAAAAAAAUAAACUUUUCGAAAAAAAUAUUUUUAAUAUCGAAGAAAUGGUUGAAGAAACUAUGAUUAUCGAAAAAGAAGAUCUUAAUAAUGAUCAUUCAUCUGAUGAUGUCACAGCGAUGGAUGAAAAUAAUGAUAAUAUUGUUGAAAUUAGUUCAGAAAAAAAUGAUAAAGAAUUCGAACCAAUUAUUUUUCCUUAUCAAUGUCUUGUUAAAAGUAUUAAAUAUGAUAAUGAAGAAGGAUUAACAGUUAUUUUUGGUUUAAACUCUGUUAAAGUUAGUGGACCAUGUGAAAUUAUUUUAAAAGAAAAAUAA
This is a messenger RNA of Scutellospora calospora, 483 nucleotides long. Lineage: Eukaryota; Fungi; Glomeromycota; Glomeromycetes; Diversisporales; Gigasporaceae. The record is from the annotation of a GenBank genome assembly.